This is a messenger RNA of Danio rerio (zebrafish), 4580 nucleotides long. NCBI's taxonomy places the organism in Eukaryota, Metazoa, Chordata, Actinopteri, Cypriniformes, Danionidae. The record is from RefSeq and is a predicted model, not a curated record.
UCUGCGCGAAAGACACGGAAGAAGUGAACUGGUUUUCGGCGCAUUCAAGUAUGAAACAGAAGGAAACUUUUUGGCUCGGUUUAAAGAAUCUUCUGUGGUAGUCAUUUAAAAUGAAAGUAAAUUAUUAGUGUAAUAUUAUGCAGCUUUAUGCGAGGCGCUAAUAGACGCUUUGUUUUUAAAUGGAGUCGGAAAAUAUGUUUUUUCUGCAAGUAAAUCGAAUCUACACGUAAGAAAAACAUUGAAGUAUUCACAACCUUAAGCGUGACACGUUUACAGACACGCAGGAAAGCCUAAAGAGCUGAAUCUGCUGUGAAGAUGGAGAUGGUUAAGGAGGACAGUGAAGAUAUGAGUGAUGCAGAAUCAUGCAGAAUGGAGGAUGAAGAUCCUGAAGAACAAACAGACCAGGUGGAAGUGAAAGAUGAAACUGAAGCGCAAAAAGAAGUGGAGGAGAGUCCGUUCCAGGAGCCUCAUCAUGUAAUGCCUGGAGAAAACUCCGAUAAUUGCUCUCAGACUGAAGACACAGAAGAUAAUAAUCCCUACGCCUGCCCAGAAUGUGGAAAGACGUUCACCUGUAAAAGAGACCUGAAGAGGCACAUCAGAAUCCACACCGGAGAGAGACCGUUCACCUGCGCUCACUGUGACAGGAGCUUCGCAAACUCCGGAGACCUGAGGAGACACGUGCGGAUACACUCCGGCGAGCGGCCGUUCAACUGCGCUCAGUGCAAGAAGAGCUUCACACAGAAGGAAGGACUGAAAGAGCACGCUAAAAUACACUCCGGGGAGAAACCUUUCGCAUGUCUGCUGUGCGGGAAGAGCUUCACACAUCACAACAGUCUGAAGAGACACAUGAAGGUGCAUUCAGGAGAGAAGCUACACCAGUGUCCUGAGUGCGGCAGGAGGUUUGCUGAAGCGUGCAAUCUGAAGACACACCUGCUGUCACACACUGGAGAAAGACCCUUCAGCUGUGAGAAGUGUGAGAAGAAGUUUUUCCUGGCCGUGCAUUUAAAGACACACAUGAGGAUUCACGAGGACGAGCGGCGGUACGUGUGCUCCUUCUGCGGGAAGAGUUUCCUGUGGCUCAAUGGCUUUAAGGACCAUCAGAAGACACACAUUGGGGAGAAACCCUACGAGUGUUUGGAGUGCGGGAGCACUUUCAUCAGACCUGGAGAAUUAAAAGUGCACGAGCGCAUCCACACUGGAGAAAAGCCCUACAAGUGCUCACACUGUGAAAAGAGCUUCACAGUUUCAGGGGCCUUGAAAGUGCACGAGCGAGUGCACACUGGAGAGAAGCCGUACCUCUGCCCUUCCUGCGGGAAGACUUUCAGCAGAUACGGAAAUCUGGGGAAACACCUGAAAAAGGCUUGUCCAAAGCUGAAAAAAUAAGCAUAAAUAUUGUGCUUUAAGAACAGGAGUGUUCACAAAUACUGACAUUUUUUAUGCUUGGACUGGUGGUUUAAGGCAUUUUUUGUCCACUAUGUUUUAAGAGUGGGACUUUUAUUUUGACAGAGUUAAAGACUAAUUCCUCUUCUCUAGCAUACAAUGCUACAGUUACAUUUUCAUGCGAUGCCGAUAAUGACAUUCAUUUAAAGUCUUACAGACUGUUUAAUAAACAUGUAAAGGCAAUGGCCUCACAACUAGGUUUCGAAAGUGCCGCUGUCUGUCCGUAUGAAGGGUCUCAGCACUGUGGUCUGAAUGAGCAUUGUUCAUCUCAUAGUGUAAACAAACACUAGCUGUAACCAGCCAAUCAACUAGCAUGAUCAUUAACAACAGAGCUGUCUUUUGUUAGUGUUACUACAGUUAGUCUGUUUAGUUGAACUCUAAGCUCAUAUAUAGUUUUAAUGCGUUGUCUACUAGUUAAUAAUAAGCGUCUUUCUUUAAAUUUCAGAUAAAUAAAACUGUAAAAUUGGUUAAACUAAAAUUGCUUAUGUGUCAUUAAUUACAGAUAAUCUAAAACAAUUACAAUAAACACACUUCUCUAAAGUGCACUUCUCUAACUUCUCAUUUUGUGCACAGCCGACUGGUUAAAUUUUAGCUUGUGAUUUCUGAACCAGAACAUGUCCUGAACAUAUCCAAAACAAAACCAGAACAUGACCAGAAUAUAACCAGUACAGGUCCAGAACAUAUCCAGAGCAUAACCUGAAUAUUCCAGAACACAUCGAGAACAAAACCUGAACAUUACCAGAACAUAUCGAGAAUAUAUCCUGAACAUGUCCAGAACAUUUUCAAAACAUAACAUGAACAUAACCAAAACAUAUCUAAAACUAAACCAGAACAUGUGCAGAAUAUAUAAAAACAUAAUCAUUGCAUAACUAGUACAUAUCCAGAACAUAACCAGAACAUAACUAGUACAUAACUAGUACAUGUCCAGAACAUAUCCAGAACAUAUCCUGAACCUAACUAGUACAUGUCCAGAACAUAACUAGUACAUGUCCAGAACAUAUCCAGAACAUAACUAGUACAUGUCCAGAACAUAUCCAGAACAGAACUAGAACAUGUCCAGAACAUAUCCAGAACAUAACCAGAACAUAACUAGUACAUGUCCAGAACAUAUCCAGAACAUAUCUAGAACAUAACCAGAACAUAACUAGUACAUGUCCAGAACAUAUCCAGAACAUAACUACUACAUGUCCAGAACAUAUCCAGAACAGAACUAGUACAUGUCCAGAACAUAUCCAGAACAGAACUAGAACAUGUCCAGAACAUGUCCAGAACAUAUCCAGAACAUAUCUAGAACAUAACCAGAACAUAACUAGUACAUGUCCAGAACAUAUUCAAAACAGAACUAGUACAUGUUCAGAACAUAUCCAGAACAUAACUAGUACAUGUCCAGAACAUAUCCAGAACAGAACUAGUACAUGUCCAGAACAUAUCCAGAACAGAACUAGUACAUGUUCAGAACAUAUCCAGAACAUAACUAGUACAUGUCCAGAACAUAUCCAGAACAGAACUAGAACAUGUCCAGAACAUAUCCAGAAAAUAUCCAGAACAUAACUAGUACAUGUCCAGAACAUAUCCAGAACAGAACUAGUACAUGUCCAGAACAUAACAUGAACAUGCCAAUAACAUAUCCAGAAAAAACCUGAACAUUACUAUGACAUAUCCCGAACAUAACCUAAACAUGUCCAGAAAAUAUCCGGAACAUAACCAGAACAUACUGUAACAUGAUGACCAUAACCUGCCCCAGAGCAGGAUUAGCUGUGCAGCAUAGGUUACCAUGGCAACAAAAAAUGAUUAAAUUUUUAGCUACAAUCAUGAUACCUAAAAUCCAGGAUUGAUUCAAACUAAACUGAAGCGUAAUCAGCUAAUCCUGCUUCAUGGUUCUGGCCUCUGGACUGUUAUUUUUAUUAUGAAAAACAAAACAAAGCUUCAUUUGUUACACAUGAAGUGUCUUUAGACAAGCUUUUACAGCAGGAUAUUAAUGACACAUGCCUGUUGUACAGUGUGUUUAUUAAUGUAAUGUGUGAAGAAAUUACAUGAGAAUUCAGUGCACUUACAAAAAAACUUACUUUGUUUUCAAAUUCAUCUAAUUUACAAAAUAUUAAUUAAAAUGCAAAUUAUAAACUACUGCAGUGGGCGGGGACACGACAGGGGGCGUGGCCCCAGCAAGCAGAUCACAAUACUUUUGUUAAAAAAUUACAAAUGUAAAUAUUCGUCGAUCGCUGCCUUGGUAAUGGACGUGCAAUGUAAACAGCUAGUCAGUGAAAUGAGACAUGCACAAUCAAAGCAGAGCUCAUUAAUAUUCAUGACCCUUCCAAAUAAGGUAAAAGCAGAGUGUUUUAUUCUAGGGGGAAAUCCAAGGGUCGUAAAUGCACACGUAAAACUAUUCCUGAAGACUUUUUGCACUUAUUUAAACCACAUAGCUUCUAUGUAGAAGUUAGAGAACAAUUUAACAAAAUGCACAAAUGCAUUUUACGACACAUUCAAUGGUAAAUCAAGGUGACGGUGCUUUUGCGGGUGGAAGAAAUAGUAAAGAAUAGCACAAUUGUUGAGCCAAAAAGAAUAAUUGUUAAUAGUUUUUAUUAAGAAUACAAAAUAUUAAAUUCUAUUAAUGCAUAUUUAAUGAGAAAACACUUUUAAUGAUUUGAUUAUUGUGUUAUUUUUUGCAAAGAGAUUGAAGAAAAUCUUUUGCUCAAAUGGGAAACUUGUGUUUUGUUUUUUUUUACCUAAAUGUUGCAUGCGUGUAACUAAAGUUUUGUUGAAAUUAGUUUAGAUUUUGUUUCUUAACAAAGGCAUACUUGGUUCGUUUGGUAUACUUAUUGUUAUGAAUCGUACACAUUUUCAGUGGCCAAAAACCAAAUAUAGCAGAUACUUUUUGCCUUGUUGAGACUAGAAAUAUGUGCCAUUUCUUUUCUUUUUAUUUCUUUUCAGUUCCAUGUAACAUGCCAAAAAUAUAAUUUUUCCCAAAGUUUGAAUGUCUGAUGAUCAAAUAUUGAGACUAGAAAAUGUCUUCUUUGUCUGAAUAAAUGCACACGUGUUUUAUUUUUCGGUUUGUAUGCAUGUAACUCAAUGUGUAUCAAAUAUAUUUUAAUAUAAUGUUGAAUGAUUUUGAUUUUUAAUAAACUGUACUUUUGAAGAUUUCA